AGCCCCAAUUCAUCUCCCUCUCUUCGAACGCCAAGCGGAGAUCCUGAGAAGAACAGGAAUGGCGACCUUCGAGCUUUACAGGAGAUCGACGAUUGGUAUGUGCUUGACGGAGACCCUGGAUGAGAUGGUUUCCAGUGGCACCCUCAGCCCCGAGCUUGCCAUCCAAGUCCUUGUUCAGUUCGACAAGUCUAUGACUGAAGCUCUGGAGUCUCAAGUGAAGAACAAGGUGUCCAUCAAGGGGCAUCUUCACACGUAUAGAUUCUGUGACAAUGUCUGGACAUUUAUCUUACAAGAUGCUGUAUUCAAGAGCGAGGAAUGCCAGGAGACGGUUGGCCAUGUCAAGAUAGUGGCAUGUGAUUCCAAGCUUCUCUCACAGUAAUGAGACUUUUGCAAACGGAAAAGGAUAAAAAAGGUUAGGAAGGAGUUUUUUUCAGUUUCGUUUCAUAGAAAUCUGAUUCUAAUGAAAAAAACAUGGUAAGCUGGGUAGUUUCAUCAUCCCUUUGCUUCGACCAACACAAUUGCAGUACUUUUUUGUGUCAACAACCUUGCCAAGCCUGUACAAUGAUCUUCACUUCCCCGUUUGUAGUGUAUGAUUUAGAUCCAGGCCUCUCCAGUGUAUCAUCUCUUGCCGAAUAUUUGAAUCUCCCUCUCCCUUUUCAAUGUAUUUAUUCCUUAUUCAUAGUAUAUGUGUGUGGAUGCCGACACGUGGUUAUUUAUUCCUACGUUCACUAUCAUAAUAUGAAGUGUGAGGUGUUUGUCGAGUUUUUCGUAGUGCGAUAUUUUAUGUAUUUCUUUUAUUCUCACUUUGCGUGGGAACUCAUAUUG
Molecule: messenger RNA, 825 nt
Organism: Cuscuta campestris
Lineage: Eukaryota; Viridiplantae; Streptophyta; Magnoliopsida; Solanales; Convolvulaceae
Source: the annotation of a GenBank genome assembly